CCAAUAAUAGCCAGAAAACUAUGCUACCUAUGCGUCCGCGUCUCGCAGAUCUGGGACUUUUGAAUGUGUUAUCCUGGUGUUGUUUGCAUUAUUUAUUCAAGGUGUGAGUGGUAACUUUAUUUGUGACCGCUGCGUAAAGUGAAACCGCGACGGGUGACGUCCUCUAGGUGAAACGCGCGUAAUAAUGGCCUUCUUUACACUUCAUAGCCUCCUAACUAGAGGAGGCAGUGGUGCAAUGGACGGCAUUCUGACAGCGACUAAUGCAUCGACGGAUGUGAAACCGAGUGUUGAAGACUUGGUUGACGAAAAUCAUUCCGCGAACGAAGUUGCGGUAGACGUGAAGGCUACUGUUGAUCACGGACAUUAUGCGAACGAUGUUACGACGGACGUGAAGCCGAACAUUGAGCAUGGUGCGAAUGAAUUUACGUUGGACGUCAAGCCGAGUGUUGAUCACAAACAUUAUGCGAAGAAAGUUACGGUGAACUUGAAGCCGUUAGUUGAUCACGGACAUUAUGCGAAUGAACUUAUCGCAUUGGUGGACAAGAAGCCCAGUGUUGAUAAUGGGCUCCAUGCGAAUGAAAUUGCGGUGGACGUGGAUCCGUGUGUUGAUCACGGACACAAUGCCAAUGAAGUUACAGUGGACUUGAAGCCGAUUGUUGAUCGCAGGCAUAAUGCGGAUGAAGUUAUGGAAUUGGUGGAUGUGAAGCCCAGUAUUGAUGAUGGACAUGAUGCGAAUACAGUUACUCUCUGUGAAGGUUCCUUGCCUGCGGCAUCUCAGGACCAGUACCAUUCACUCGUGUUUGUAGAAGAUGGACUGCAUUCCUGCCGUCAGUGUGCAUAUACAACCAGGAUUAAGGCGAACAUGAGAGUACACCUUCGCCGACACACAGGGGAGCAUCCCUUCCAGUGUCACCUUUGCCCGGCUACUUUCACUGCGAAAUUCCAUCUCACAGAGCACAUUCGCACUCAUACCGGAGAGCGUCCUUUCUCCUGCACGCAGUGCAAUGCAUCCUUUUCACUGAAACACAACCUGAAGGAACACUUGCGCACCCACACAGGAGAACGUCCCUUUUGCUGUGUUCACUGCAGUAAAUCCUUUUCAAAGAAAUGUAACCUGAAGCAGCACAUGCGCACCCACAUGCCCAACCGCAUUAUAGAGCGACCCUUUUCUUGUGGCCAGUGCAAUGCAUCCUUCACAUCCAGAUUCCAAGUCAAGCAACAUAUCCGCACCCACACAGGAGAGCGUCCUUUCUCUUGUCUCUACUGCGAUGCAUCCUUUUCACGAAAGCGGGAUCUCAGGAGUCACGAGCGCAUCCACACAGGAGAGCGUCCAUUUUCCUGUGAUAAUUGUGAUGCAGCCUUUGCGCAGAGGCGCAACCUCGUGCUGCACAUGCGCACCCACACAGGCGAACGUCCCUUUUCCUGUGGCCACUGCGAUGCAUCCUUUUCAGUGAAGCGCAACCUCAGUAGUCACGUGCGCGCCCACACAGGAGAGCGUCCGUUUUCCUGUGGCCACUGUGAUGCAUCCUUUUUAUCCAGAAGCAACAUGAAGCGACAUAUGCGCACUCACACAGGCGAACGUCCCUUUUCCUGUGGCCACUGUGAUACAUCCUUUGCACGAAAAAGCAGCCUCGUAGUGCACACUCGUACCCACACAGGAGAGCGUCCAUAUUCCUGCAUCUACUGUAAUGCAUCUUUUUUCCGAAGAAGCACGUUCAAUCGCCACAUCUUAGGACUUCAUCCCAAGGAAGCCCUGAAAGGCAGGGGUGCCAGUGUUCCUAAUGUGGAGGUAACUUGACUGAUUUAUUCUGCUAGAAGGUGACCUUAUAAAAAAACAAAACUCUUUACUGCCGAGUGUUGCAAAUUCACGACAUGCUGGAAAACUCUGAGCAAGCAAGUGAAGAAAUUUGUGCCGCCUUUAACGCCGGUUGUGAAGCACUCACAAGGGACAUAGCUUUCAGCAGGGAAAAUCUAGCACUGUUUUCUGUAAAGAAUUUCAUGCUCGAACCAGGUGUUGUGUAGCUGAUGGUAGAGCUUCUCAAUGCAUGCUCAACGUCUCUCCCUUCAUUUUUGAUCCCCUGAGUAACAUAGCUUAGUCUUCUGUAAUUUUUGUGGCGUAAUAAAUGCAAGCUUGCUACUCAGAGCUGAAAAUAAGAAAAGAAUUUUUUUUGGCAGUGUGAUAAUUCAGGAAUUAAAAGGCCAAGGUGCCCCGAAAAGUUUUCACAAUCCUCGGCUGUUGAGUUUAGAGAGACAUAAUUAUCCAUAAGAAUUUCUUAGGUGUCCAGAUGACAUUGCAUAUAAUACAGGAAGUUAAAGGUUUGGUUUGCCAUAAAAGUGAUACAUGUGAAAGUUUCCAGUGCUAUGGUUCUAAGCACUGAAAAAUAAAUAAUUACCUAGCUUAUGAAAUAUUUCCCCUUGCGUAUUAGUAUGUUCGACGUAACCUGAAAUCCCUUUAUGCACCGCUGCAACGGUAACUGGGUGUGGUAUCUGGGUGAGGUUCUAGGUUCUUGCAGUUUUUUUCUUUUUUCUUUUUUCAAGUACGUGGCACAAUCACCAUGUGGUUAUGAGGGACGCUGUAGUGAGGGUUCUGGAAAUUUCAAUUGCCUGAGGUUCCUUAUAGUGUGCCUAAAUCUAAGUACACAGGCCACUAGCAUUUUUGCCUCCAUUGGAAAUACUGCUGUCACAGCCCAGAUUUGAUUCCGCAACCUUUGGGUGAGCAGUCGAGCAUUAUAACCACUGGGACAUUAUGGUGGGUCAAGGUUCUUUUAGUAAUGAGAAGUAUAGAGUUUAAUCAAAAAGGCAAUUCUACAUUUGAUUAGAUCAACUUCUUUUGCAAAGUUUUGUCUGCAAACUGUUGAUCACUACAUGAAUCCAAGAAAUAAAUUGAGGAAACCUGUAUAUGCCUGUGCAUAGCUAAUUAAGUAGAACAAGCAUGAAACACAUGAAUAAAAAUACCAAGAAUGCAGUAAUACAUGUAUGGCAGAUAUAACUGUUCUUGAUUUUGUUUUGGAGCUUCUUAUCCAAAUAUAAGAAGCUCCAAAUCCCAGAAAUGCAGAGCCGGGCUACGUUAGCUACCUUUUAAAAGCGAAGCGCUCACUUCUGUUAGGCACACUCGCGUACUGGCUUUUGUAAGUGCGCAUUGAAACGAUGCGAACACGGUAGUAAUUUUACAAGCCCGUCGUCUCGUUAUUUACCUUGUCUCACCGAAGCAGCCUGCUUCAAAAUGUAUUCUAAAUAAAGGUCCUCAUGAUUCUUUUU
Messenger RNA from Rhipicephalus microplus (southern cattle tick), 3258 nucleotides. RefSeq lists its product as uncharacterized. NCBI's taxonomy places the organism in Eukaryota, Metazoa, Arthropoda, Arachnida, Ixodida, Ixodidae. The record is from RefSeq and is a predicted model, not a curated record. Gene Ontology annotation, biological process: regulation of transcription by RNA polymerase II. Gene Ontology annotation, molecular function: DNA-binding transcription factor activity, RNA polymerase II-specific; sequence-specific DNA binding. Gene Ontology annotation, cellular component: nucleus.